ACGAAUUGGAGAGGGCCUGCUGUCAUGUCGACGGGAUCUGUCAGUGACACUGAGGACUUGCGGGAGAUGGAGUUACACGGGUUCCAGCUCCGGUGUAACGGUUUCAAACACGAGGCGAACGACACGGGGUUCUACAUCUCGGCUGAAACCACUGACGAGGCGUGCUCCGACUGCAGUCCCAAGAGGAAGAGGCGGCCGGGCGUACGCAAAAAGCAACUGCCCAAGCGAGUCAAAGACGGUAAACAGACACAGAGAAACGCUGCCAACGCCAGAGAGAGAGCCAGGAUGAGAGUGCUGAGCACAGCCUUCUCCAGAUUAAAAACCAGCCUUCCCUGGGUGCCGUCAGAUACCAAACUCUCCAAACUGGACACCCUCAGACUGGCAGCUAGUUACAUUGCACACUUAAGGCAAAUCCUGGCCAACGAUAAAUACGAAAAUGGAUACGUCCAUCCGGUAAAUCUGACCUGGCCUUUCGUAGUUUCAGGAAGAUCAGACCUUGACAGCAAAGAUCUCACAGCUACGUCCAGAUUGUGUGGGACCACGGUCUAGCUUUGAAAGUCAGCUCCCUCUCCUUCCGCUCUAAGCAGCGUUCCGUGGCGUUUCACCGGACGGAGCCUGGUGGUCUUUCUCAGUGGGAGAGGUUCCGCCGUCCAUCACGUUUCGAUGCCAUUUUAGGCUUUCGGCUUUCAACUGUAUGCUUUGCAGGACAAAGCUCAGAAUUGCGGCAAAAUGUCAAGAGUGGACGAGGGAUUAGGGAAACGUCGGCCGUAGCAGGAUAUUUCAAAGGUUAGGUGAAUUGACACACACACACACACACACACACACACACACACUCUAAGGACCAACGAUGGAUGUUUACUUUACACAACCUGGGGUGAGGUAUUAGCAUGCUGCCCUACACGCACUGAAAGUACAUACAGUAUUAAAACAAUCAUUAUUGAGAGAACUUUGUGAGCUUUAAAUCUGAGAUAGAUAAGCUUCUGUUAAGCAAAAAUAUUAAGGGAUACGGGACAAAGGAGUUAAGCCAGAGACCAGCUAUGGUCUCAUUGAAAGGCUGGAUGGCCUACUCAUGUUCCUAACUAGCAGUAUUAACUUGUGAUAUAUAAAUUGUGAAAUAAUGACUGCAGUGGGUAGUGGAAAGAACAAGUGAUAAUGGGAACUGCAGAUGCUGUAGAAUCCAAGAUAACAAAGUGUGGAGCUGGAUGAACAUAG
Molecule: messenger RNA, 1212 nt
Organism: Stegostoma tigrinum
Lineage: Eukaryota; Metazoa; Chordata; Chondrichthyes; Orectolobiformes; Stegostomatidae
Gene: msc
Product: transcription factor 21
Exons: 3
Coding region: 25-549 (174 amino acids)
Biological process (GO): developmental process; regulation of transcription by RNA polymerase II
Molecular function (GO): protein dimerization activity; DNA-binding transcription factor activity, RNA polymerase II-specific; RNA polymerase II transcription regulatory region sequence-specific DNA binding
Source: RefSeq, a predicted model, not a curated record